AUCUCCGUCUGCUGCGGUAACAUGGCAUCGUCCAGUCAAACUCAAUUAACGGAAGAACAACGUCAGCGCAUCCAAGAAAAUAAGGCGAAAGCCUUGGAAAAGCUGCAGAAACGGAAAGCCGAGGGCGAUGCCGCUGCUGACAAGCAGGAGUCGCCAAAGUCCAAACGAUCACGCUGGGCUACCCCGUUUUAUGAAUAUGAUCUGAGUACCAUGGUCGAUACCAAGGGUGGAUUCAUUCUCGACAAGGCUGCUGAGGAAGAACAGGAGAAGAAGCGACAAGAGUUAACGCAGUACGAGCCGUUUCUCUUACGAUCAAUGGAUCCAUCGGAAAAUCCGAAAUGUCGAGAUUGCGGCAGCAUGGACGUCGAUCCCAUCUUUUACCAGAUCUUUCACAUUUCUGUUUGUCCAACCUGCAAGGAAAAGUUUCCAGAAAGAUACAGUUUAAUCACCAAGACGGAAGCGAAAGAGGAUUAUCUGUUAACGGAUCCUGAAUUGCGAGAUAAAGAGCUGCUGCCGUACUGGUUGAAACCGAAUCCCAGAAAAUCGACAUGGAACAACAUGAUGUUGUAUGUGCGUGAAAUGGUGGAAGAGUAUGCAUUUAAGAAAUGGGGCGGUGCUGAAGGAUUGGAUGCCGAGUAUGAACGUCGUAUGGCUCAAAAGAAAGAGAAAAAGGACAAGAAAUUCAAAGAGAAAUUGGCAGAUCUGCGUCGAAGAACAAUGACCAGUACGUGGGAACGCAAACGGCAAGAGGGUCCACACAAACACACUUUUGGACCUUCUGUCGAAGCAGAAGAUGGCAUCACCACCCAAACAUGCACUGAAUGUGGGCUUGUGGUCGAGUCAGAAGAGUUGUAGGAGCGUGAAUUUUGAACUGUUGAUCCGAAUCAAACAUCUAUACCAUCCACAGCACAAUUGGCCAUGCUUAUAAUUUCCGUACUGUAUAUGAUACGCUUGGAUUUUCUUGUCUUCGUAUUUUUUUUUCUAUCUCUUAUUUCUCAUCCUCAAUGCCUGCAUAUCCCAUUAUUUCAGCUCUAUUAGAUUAUCCAUAGUCAGUAAUACAUUAUUAAUUGAACCAUUCAUGCGUCUGCAAUGUGUAGAGCGCACGAUGGAUCGG
Radiomyces spectabilis is the source of this 1114-nucleotide messenger RNA. Its product is annotated as XPA protein C-terminus-domain-containing protein. Gene Ontology annotation, molecular function: damaged DNA binding. The transcript is spliced from 6 exons. Bases 22 to 855 code for a protein of 277 amino acids. Lineage: Eukaryota; Fungi; Mucoromycota; Mucoromycetes; Mucorales; Radiomycetaceae. Gene Ontology annotation, cellular component: nucleotide-excision repair factor 1 complex. The record is from RefSeq and is a predicted model, not a curated record. Gene Ontology annotation, biological process: base-excision repair; UV-damage excision repair; nucleotide-excision repair, DNA damage recognition.